Molecule: messenger RNA, 1617 nt
Organism: Echinostoma caproni
Lineage: Eukaryota; Metazoa; Platyhelminthes; Trematoda; Plagiorchiida; Echinostomatidae
Source: the annotation of a GenBank genome assembly
AUGGACAUGUCCAUGAUUGAGGAUGACGGGACGCUUAGUCACGAAGAGGAAGCAUUCUAUUCGGAAAUUCGGGGCCUCGUCGUUGUGUUCCUAUUUUUUGUUAUCUUGUUCACUAUCGCUCAUUUGGCUCUGCAGUUCUUCACCGCCCGCCCUAACCCGGAUAUCAAACAGGACCGAGCAGAUCGCGUGGUUCAUCAGCUGGUGUUCGGGAUAUGCACUUUCACACUGACCAUCAGUUUGACCGGUUACAGUCUUUUGCCAUUCUCUAUUGCCGCUAACGAGGUUCUCCUCGGUUUCCCACAGUCCUACUACGUUCAAUGGUUGGAUACAGAUCUGGUAAAAGAUCUCUCACUAAUUGUGAAUUUGGGCACGAAAAUCUCCUGCUUGGCUCUUCCAUUCUCUUAUUUUCUUCUUAUUGCUCAUGGUUUUACUGCAUCUCCACACGCAUUCAGUUCCCGAUUUGUUGAGGCAGUCAGUUUACUUGUGUUUGUCUAUCUAUUGGUAUUUGGUACCGUGUGGUCCAUCGGAUCGUUUGUGGCCGCUUUGCACUCGUUGAUUAUGGGAGCAUCACCGGCUUCAAUGGUCGUUGACUCCACCUUUGAGGAUACCACUGUUCUCUUCCCAUCCACAACACAUGGCCUCCCACCCCUCAUCCCUGAUAGAAUAGUCGAAAGCAGUCCGCCUACGACACAUUCCAACAGUACUAACUUUUUCACCAUGCAACCUGUGUCCAUUUUGAUUCACUCUAUCCAAACGCUGUCGUGGUAUGAGUUCUGGUCCAAAUUCGUUCUCCACACAUUGAUCCGAAUGCUGGAAUCGGUUCAACUUAGUGCUUCCCUGUUCGGCUUGGUGCUUUUGUUCGCCUGCACUCCCAUCGGUUUGGUCAGUAUCGGAUUCUAUUUGAUUAGCACUAGUAUUCAAGCUCUCCCCAAUCUGACCACACCCAGGUCAGCACUCAUGGACCAGUUGGCUGAAUUACAUUUUGAUGUGCUCUGUUUGGAGGACGAUUUGCGAAGUGCGGAACUUCUCAAACCGACUGUGAAACCGAAUUGCCCAGUUGGCUUCACGCGUUGGUAUGAUCGAUUGAGCUUUUUGGCACAACAGCAAAAAGUUUGGCAGGUUGGUGAUUUGAACCACGUAACCAAGCAUAUGGUUCCGGUCAUACAUGCUCAGUUACCCGAGUUACGACGAGAGAUUGCCCGACUACGACGACGUAUGUCUCGCAGUAUGUCACUUGUGUUGCGCGAAUGGUCUCGACCAUUGAUCCCUUGUCUCGUGUUCGGGCUGAUCUUUUUCUUGCUUCAACUGAUGCAAACGUACGUCGUGUUCAAUAUGAUGGAACUUGUUUGGAAUCUGAUGUUUGGACCAGAUCAGUUGUUGCCGAGUAAAUCAAGUGCUUCAAUCGCAGGCACAUCAGCAGCCACAACGUCUACAGCAGCCGCCAACAGUGUAAUGAACAAAGUUUUGGUUUCCAACCUAUUCGGUGCAGAACAUUCACGAAUGACCAGUCGAUCAGCUGCAUCAAGUUUCACUCUCGGUCACAAACCAGUCUCUGUGUUUGGACAUGUCGGGGCUGUUUUACAGGUUAGUUUAUAUUUUCGGAAUUGCUGGUCCUAG